Messenger RNA from Anolis carolinensis (green anole), 5641 nucleotides. RefSeq names its product caveolae associated protein 2 (gene cavin2). Bases 231 to 1526 code for a protein of 431 amino acids. The record is from RefSeq and is a predicted model, not a curated record. Gene Ontology annotation, cellular component: cytoplasm; caveola. The transcript has 2 exons. Gene Ontology annotation, molecular function: protein kinase C binding. Lineage: Eukaryota; Metazoa; Chordata; Lepidosauria; Squamata; Anolidae.
UCAAAGUGUGUGCUUGUGUGCCUUCCUUUUCCCCGCCCUCGCCCAUGAAGUCAUGGGUGAAAUAUGACAAAGCGAGAGGGAGAGGCAGAGGAGGAGGAGGGCCAAAGGCAAGUGGAACUUUGGGCGCAACAGUUUGGAGCAACUUGGGCCCACGCUAGAAGGGUCAAGGCUUUACUGGGCAUUUUCCAAAGCUGGCGUCCGCCGCAGCAGUGACAGAAGUCUCGGGAGCGAUGGGAGAAGACGGGGUGCAAGUGGAGAAGAGCGGGGCGCGGGUCUCGCCCGCCCCCGAGGCGCCCCUCGAUGCCAGGAGCAGCAGCCCCGUGCCUUCGGGCAGCCGCAGCCCCAGCCUGAAGCAGCUGCUCCCCUCGACGGGCUCCGGGGAGGCCGGCGCGCGCGACCCGUCGCAACAAGUCAACGCCAUCACGGUGCUGACCUUGCUGGACAAGCUGGUCAACAUGCUGGACGCGGUGCAGGAGAAGCAGAGCAAGAUGGAGCAGCGGCAGAUCGAUCUGGAAGGUUCGGUCAAAGGCAUCCAGAGCGACCUGAGCAAGCUGUGCAAGCACCACACCUCCACCUCCAACACGGUGGCCAAGUUGCUGGAGAAGUCGCGCAAGGUCAGCGCCCACACGCGCGAGGUGCGCGAGCGCAUGGACCGCCAGUGCGCCCAGGUCAAGCGCCUCGAGCACAACCACGCGCAGCUCCUCCGCAGAAACCACUUCAAGGUGCUCAUCUUCCAGGAAGAAAAUGAAAUCCCUGCCAGCGUCUUUGUCAAAGAACCUGUUGCCAGCAUUACUGAUGGGAAGGAAGGGUCUGUUGAUGAGAAUAAAACUCUGGAGGAAACUAUGCACACUGUAGAGUUGUCCUCAGAGGAUGAAGCUCCCCAUGAUGAAGGUGCAGAAGACAGCUUGGAUGAAAAAUUAGAGGAGUCCAGGGCUGAGAAGAUCAAGAGGUCAAGCCUCAAGAAGGUGGACAGCCUGAAGAAAGCAUUUUCCCGGCAAAAUAUUGAGAAGAAGAUGAACAAGUUUGGCACCAAGAUUGUGUCAGUUGAGCGGAGAGAGAAGAUUAAGAAGUCUCUCACCCCUAACCACCAGAAAUCAUCUUCAUCAAAGAGUUCAUCUUUCAAGGUUUCUCCCCUUACAUUCAAUGUGAAGAAAGUUCGAGAUGGAGACACUUCCAUGGAGGUGGAAGACAAGGCAGCAGAAGUUACUGGCAGUGAGCACACGGCAAACGACGAAGAGACCUCCUUCACUGAGAUCCACUCUGACCUGGCCUCUCACACGCCUCCAGCUGAAGAGGGGAAAGCCUUGGCCGACUCGCUGGAAAAAGAAACAGGAAGUGAAGGAGAAGCAGCAGUGAACAACAACAUUGAGCUUGCGAUUGUUGAAGAAGGUGACAACUAUAGGCCCUCGUUAGAAACCAGGCAGGAACAUUAUGACGAAAGGCACAAACCGACCAGAGGUGAAAUGGAACAAUUGGAUGAAGAAUCGAGCCGACCAGCUGUCCUCCAUGUAGACCAAACAGCAUAAAUCAUCUGGGCCCCUUUUAUGUUUCUCUAUAUUCAUGCAUUUUUAGCUACAGCAAUAACCUGGGUGUAAGUCUGUUACACAUUAAGCUAGGGGUAAUAGCAAGUUAAGGUGAAGUUGCUGCUGUUUUUAAGAUUUCUACACAUGUCUAAUUUCAUGACAUUAGAACUGAACUCCACAGUGAAAAAGUGAGGCCUGAUACCCAAGGUAAUUUAGAGUUAAGUCUGUUGACAUUUUGUAGACAACAUCAACCACCAUGCUUAGUGCCUGCAACUCCUCCAACUAUUUCUAUUCUUAGGUAAGAGUUGUUGCAGUUAAUUGUAUCUCCGGAUGCUAGAGGGAGAGCUGCAACACAUUGUUUAAAAGAACCUGCAGAGAAAGUUAGGGCAAUUGAGGAAGAGCAUAACUAACUAUCUUACAUAUUUAAUCACUUUAGCAUUCAUUAAACUCCCUCUGCCCCCAAGAAUCUUGGGAAUUGCAGUUCACGGAGGUGCUGAGAGUUCUCAGAGAUCCUUAGCUCCCACUCCAAUGAACUUCAGCUAUGAAGUUCUCUAGGGAGAAACAAUGUGUGUUCAACUAAGGCUAAACCAGGGGUACAGCUUUUAUCUUACAUUUUAUCAGCACCCCUUGCUGUUUGUUCAUUCAGAUACACAUUUCCAGUGUCUUUUUUUCCUUCCUGAACACAUGCUGCCCAGAAAGAAUGAACCUGGGACAGAGGGUGAGCCUACAUUAAAAAGGACACUUCGAUAGAUCCAGCUUUACCUUCUGAUCCCAAGAAAUAAUCUGUAUGAGAGGGAACAGUGGAAUACUUGCUGUGCCCUCUUUGCCAGUUAACUAGUUGCUCCUCUAUUCCCAAAACCACAUACCAUAGCUUGUACACUAUGUGCUAUUCCCUUCUUGUGUCUUUUUUGGUUGUUUUUUGGCAGUUUUAGCUACUUCCAUCCCAAUGAAACAGUCACACUUGGGUUCCUUGGGUUAAGUUUUUUGAUACUGUAUUGCUCCCACGAUGUGUCCCCCCCACCUUUAAGUAUGAACCUUGUUGAACAGAGGUGGAAAUUCUGUUGCCUUCCAGGUGUUGUUGGACUCCCGGUCCCAAUAUCCUAUUGGCUAGGGUUAAUGGGAGUAGCAGUCCAUGCCUGAUAAGCAGCAGAAUUUGCACUCUUGCUGUAUGACAAGAGCUACAGGAUAAAUAAUUGAAAACUAGCCCUUCCACCUACCCCCUAGUGUUAUACAAGCACUUGUUGGAUGAGGAUGUGUACAUUUACCAGGUAGAAAUGAUGCAGAAGGGCACUGCAUUGUGGGAUCAAAAAGUAAUAAAAGGAUCACACCAUUGUCGCUUUAACAUUCAUUUAGUAACUACUGUGACAGAGCAAUUAGCUUAUGUGAUUGUUAGCUGAAGGACCAUAUUAAUCAUUGCUUUAUUAGUCCUUCCAAUAUUGUGUCCAUUCUUCUUAGGUGCAUGUCUUGUUUUAUUUUGUCUUUUAAAAAAAAUCUGACAUUAUUAGAACUACAGUGCAGUCCUAUAGUAAGUACUCAUUGAGUACAACAGGACUAAUCCCAAGUGAAAGAGUUGUGCCUCAGUAAAAAGGGAUCAGUGAUGGAUGGUCUAGUGAGGAUCAUUUCCACAUGCCCCCAGGAUCAAUUUGAGCAAAUAUUUUUAUUUUUCUUAUUUUGAAUGGGAGUAGUAGCUGACAGUCUUUCAAGAUCUCCAGUCCCCUAGUCACCCACAGUUGUCCUCUCCUAGCUUGAUACUUAAUGUUUAUGACACUAAACAUCUUCAAGAUACAUGCCUUGCCUCUGAGUCUGAAUUAUAGAUAUUUUAGCCUAGGCAAGUUAUUCAUGGAUAGUGAUGGAAAACUGCAGAUCCAUUACUGUUGAUGUCCAAUCAGCCCAAAUCUUUAUGGCCAGUGAUCAGACAUGAUGGGAAGUGCAUCAUGAACAGUUGAAAUCCUAUGGAUUCCUCAGCACUGACCUCAGAUAAAGAGCCCUGAGAAACCUAACGGUGAGAAUUAGAUAUCUGUCUUGAAUAUCUGUGCUCCUUAGAAAUAUUCUGGUGCAGGUAGGAAGAUAUCUUGAGAAUGUGUUUCUCUUGCAGAAGUUGGGCUGUUGUCUUUUGUGUCUAUGACCCCAUUCCCACAAGGAAACUACUAUGAGCACAAUGAUAAGUGGGAGAUGGGAGGUGCUUUUAAUUGAGAAAACAACCUGUCAGUUUGUAUAGUAUGACACUCUUAUCUAGAGAUUCCAUAUCCAUGGUUUCAUUUACCCAUGUUCCAAAAAGGAUUUCCUCUCAGAAGUGUUUAUGGACCUCUCUAGGUUCUCCAGUGCUUUUCUAUGCUAUGCUCUGGCCCAAGUAUAGUCAAAAUAUUGGGUUCACUGUAAUCCAUAGUUUCAGGUAUCCAUGGGAGGAUCUUGGAACAUAUCCUCCUCAGAUACAGGAGUUGUAUUGUAUAAACGUAGCACUGUCUAUAUAUGCUCUCUAGCUGAGUUUGCUUUUUUGUCCCAAGUAUGCUGAUAAUGUAUAUACACAUACAUACAUACACACACACACACAUAUAUAUAUUAUAUUAUAUUUUAAGAGAGAGAAGUUUUUAAGAGAGAACAGUUCCUUACUCAAAACAAUUAUGUUUAAAUGGCAAAAGGGAGAUAUAUAUUGUAAUCUAAGCAGUCUGUAGAAAUAAUUAUCAAAUAGAGUCUUCUAUGCAACCAACUACUGUAUUUAAGAGUGCAAUGUGAGAAACAAGUUGGAAUAUUGCAAUAUAACUGAAGAAAGAGAAUAUAUGAUUUCAAAGACAGAAGAGGAAAGAAUUGAACAGUAAUGACUUUGAAGCAAUAACAAAUGACGUAUUUUGGAAGGAUGUUUUUUUUUUCUUUUGUACCUGUAUAAUGUUACUGACAAGGGUGUUUUGAGAAAUAUAUCAGUAGAUUAUUUGGAUGCAUAUAUUACAGAGGAUGAGGAUAAUAUUGCAAGAAAGUGCUGUGCAGUUUAGCCACCUUGAUUUUCACGGGACCAGAGUGUACAUAACUGCAGUGGCCACUGUCCAAAAUAUGGAGAAUGGUGGAAAAUAUUGGGGAAUGUUUAUGAUCCUUCACACAUCUGGUCAGUGUUCAACAAUAUGAAAUAACACUAGUGAAUGCUGACCAUGAGUUAACAAGCCAGUGAAUUUUAAAAACCUCCCUAUUUAGGGACAUGCACCACAAAUGUGUGAAGAAACAUUUGUAGCUUUCCCACCCUUUUUUUUUACCAUUUCCACAUUUUGUACAUUCAGUGUAAUUUAUAUUCAGAUGGAAAUAUAAAAACAAUUUUAAAGCAUGCAGAAUGCUUUCUUCUUGAGCUAGUGAAGUCAGAAGAUUUUAUAAUUUGUUGUGUGUAUUUUUUUUAAUUAUGUGCUUUGAGUUAUAAAGGGCAAUAAACACAACCCACCAAGAAUUUAUCCUGCACCGAUUCAGCAUAUAAUUUGCUUGUUCACAAUGUUGAUGCAUUUCAGGAGGGCUGGGAAAUGGAAAAGUUGAUCCCCAAUCUUUUCCAUCUUUCAAUAUGUACCGGACUUCAAAGUAGACAGCGUUGAAUUCUCUACAAAUACGAUACUUUACAAUCAAAAGCUGGACAAUUCAGAAAUGAAACCACAUUCCUGCUGCAAUUGAAUUAUCUUUGAAACCUUAAUUCCAUUAAUCACAAAGGUCAACCAUCAACAAAUAUGCAAUUACUUGACAAUCUUAUUUUAUUUGUAUGCAAUUUUUUACUCUUUUAACAUGGAUAAACCUACUUUUUACAUAACAUUGCAUUAAAGCCUUGCUUUUUUACCCCAAGAUAUGUUUAGAACUGCAAGUUAAGAAAACUGUAUUAGAAAUAUAUAUAUAUCUGUGACAGAGAGCCGUGCCAUGCAGUGAGCUUCCUACUACCUAUACCUGUUACUAGACGUUUGAUCAGAAUUGAUUUCUAAGCAGAUCUAUUGAUUGUUAAACUUUUUCUGAUAAAAAUAUAUCAAGAUUGUGAGAGUUGCCAUCAGAAGGGGGAAAACUGUGAUUAUAAUCCACACAUUCAUCUUAAUUUGAAUUAACAACUGUGCCUGUUACUAACUGCAGAUAUGAUCAAGCCAAUAAACAUGAAAUUAAGUGAA